UCCCGGCCCUGCGCGGCUGUAGCCCUGCUCCGGGUGUUCUCCUGCGGGUGCAGCUUCCGCCGUGGGAACGCUUGCUGGUGGAGCUGGGGGCCCGUGGGGAGGUCGGGCUGCGGUGGGGAGCGGAAGGGCUGGCUUCCCUUCUUCUUGUUUUUUCGGGGGAUUAGGCGGCGGCAUUCCAGCGGCACGGGUCUCGCCUCCGCCCCUCUCCUGAAGAGCUCUCUCUGGCCUUUGCCGCUCUGAAGAGAUCACUUUCUACUUAAAAAUGGCUGCUGAUACGUCUGUUGAAAUACUUCAGAAAGUUCUGGAGAAUGAAAUACUUCAGACUGCCAAGGUAGUGGAAGAACAUCUGGAUGCUGAAAUGCAGAAGCUUGACCAAAUGGAUGAAGAUGAGUUGGAACGCCUGAAACAAAGGAGACUUGAAGCACUGAAAAAGGCCCAGCAGCAGAAACAAGAGUGGCUUUCUAAAGGACAUGGAGAAUACAGAGAAAUCCCAAGUGAGAGAGACUUUUUCCAAGAAGUCAAGGAAAGUAAAAAUGUGGUUUGCCAUUUCUACAGAGAUACAACUUUCAGGUGUCAAAUAAUGGACAAGCAUUUGGCUGUACUGGCAAAAAAACACGUUGAGACAAAAUUCUUGAAGUUAAAUGCAGAAAAAUCUCCUUUCUUGUGUGAGAGAUUGCGCAUCAAAGUAAUUCCCACUGUAGCACUAAUAAAAGAUGGAAAAACGCAAGACUAUAUUGUUGGCUUUACUGAUCUUGGUAACACUGAUGACUUCACUACAGAGACCUUAGAGUGGAGAUUAGGCUGUGCAGACAUAAUUAAUUACAGUGGAAACUUGAUGGAGCCACCUUUUCAAAACCAAAAUAAAUUUGGAACAAGCUUUACGAAGUUGGAUAAGAAGACCAUCAGAGGGAAGAAAUAUGAUUCGGAUUCCGAUGAUGACUAGAACAGCUAAAUCUAUUUAUAAAUCAUGUUUUGUUUAUGCUUGGUACAUUUUUAAGAAUGAUUUUUAUAAACCUUAUUGCUUUUCAUUA
Numida meleagris (helmeted guineafowl) is the source of this 1031-nucleotide messenger RNA. RefSeq names its product thioredoxin domain containing 9 (gene TXNDC9). Gene Ontology annotation, cellular component: cytoplasm. NCBI's taxonomy places the organism in Eukaryota, Metazoa, Chordata, Aves, Galliformes, Numididae. The record is from RefSeq and is a predicted model, not a curated record. Bases 263 to 943 code for a protein of 226 amino acids. Gene Ontology annotation, biological process: microtubule cytoskeleton organization. The transcript has 5 exons.